GAUGCCCCUUCCCUGACCCCCUCCGUCUUCCAUAUGCCUCUGCAGAGCUUUAUCGGUAACCGGAGACAGUGGCUCCCGUCCACGUCUGAAACCAGAAGCAGCAGCCGUGGGAGUGAGUUGCUCCCCAGCGGGACGGAGGUACCUGAGGCAGAGAGCAGACUGGCUCAGGGAUGGGAGAUCAAAGGGCAAUUUCAGCCGCCAGGGAUGGGGACUUGACCACUUUAGAGCGUCUCUUUGAGGAUGGCCUCCUGGCACGGGGCAUCGCCGAUGCCCAGGGGGCGGGCCCGGUCCACCAUGCCUCCAGAGGGGGUCACCUGGACUGCCUCAAGUUGCUGGUACAGAGAGCCAAACUUCCAGGGAACCAGCGAGCCAAGAACGGGGCGACUCCAGCACAUGAUGCGGCAGCCACGGGUCACCUGGCUGAGCUACAGUGGCUGAUGCGGGAUGGCGGCUGUGGUGUGCAGGUUCAGGAUGCUUCGGGCGUUACCCCCCUGCACUUGGCAGCGCGUUUUGGGCACCCGAUGGUAGUGGAGUGGCUGGUCCGGGAAGGGUGCGACCCAGCUGCGGAGACCCUGGAGGGGGCCUCGCCCCUGCACUAUGCUGCGGCCAAGGGGGAUCUGACCUGCCUGAAGCUGCUGGUGGCCGCGGACCCCAGCUGUGUAAACAAACAGACCCAGAGCGGAGCCUCCCCACUGUAUCUCGCCUGCCAGGAAGGCCACCUCCACAUCGCCCAGUUCUUGGUGAAGGACUGUGGGGCCAACGCGCAGCUGAGAGCCCACGACGGCAUGACUGUCCUGCAUGCGGCGGCCUGCCGUGGUCACUACUCCCUGGUCAUCUGGUUGGUCACGUUCACGGACGUCGGCCUGGCUGCUCAAGAUGACGAGGGAGCCACAGCCCUGCACUUUGCGGCCAGGUGGGGCCACACGCCCAUCGUGGACCGGCUUCUCCUGAUGGGGGCUGAAAUCACCAAAGACCACUGGGGCGGGACCCCCCUCCAUGAUGCGGCUGAAAAUGGACAACUGGAGUGCUGUCGGACUUUGAUCGUCCAUCACGUGGAUCCCACCCUUCUGGACGGGGAUGGCUACACCGCAAGGGACCUCGCAGAGUAUAAUGGACACAGAGACUGCACUCUCUUCCUGCAGCAAGUGGAGACGCCGGCCUCUCCUCCGGUCAAGCCUGCCCUUAAUUUGCUAGCCGCCAUCCACCCAGCAGCUGAACAGAAAAAAGGCGUCUGCUCCCGUGGGGACCAUGCCCCUGUAGCAUCUCUGAACAUGGUACAGCCCAACCAGUCCAGCAAGUCCCUCAACACCGAGCUGAAGAUCAACAAAUCUAUGCAGAAGGCCCGGAUCACUGCCAUGUUUGCCCAUUCGGGGGAGAAAAUGGAGGACUCUGAGGAUCUGGGGAAGAGCCUCAUCUCUCGGAGGCUGAAGGAGUUGAAUCAAUCAGAUGUGGAUGCCCUGGUGCCCACCCACGAUGAACAGGGCUAUUCAAUCCCGGAAUGGAAGCGGCAGAUCAUGGUGCGGAAGCUACAGUCCCGCCUGCUGUCUGAGGAGACGAUGAGCCACAAGGAUGGAGGAGGCUCCGUGGAGUUGAGCGAUUGGAGAUACUCGCAGGCUCACAAUGCCAUCCUGGGCCCCUACGGGGAGCUGCUCACAGAGGACGACCUCAUGUACCUGGAGAAGCAGAUUGAGAACUUGCAGUUGAAGAAGAAGUGCCAAGAGUAUGAACGAGAGUUGGGGAGGUUGGCCGAGGAGCUCCAGGCCCUGCUUCCUCCUCCCAUCGUCAACAUCACGGUCCAUGGCCUCUUACAGCCACAGCGGGCCAAAGGGGAAGGCCAGGCCCUGCCCGUGUGGUGCAGCCGCAUCUCCAGGGUGGUGAAGAGUAUGUCCCUGCUGCUGAGGAACGUGAACGGUCUGGCGAGCAGGGAGGAGAAGUCAGCCGCCGCGGGGCCGGAUCCCCCGGGGGGGUCCGUGGAAAGAGAGAUCCUGGGCUGCGGUGUCUCCGUGAGGAGCCUGAGGGACAGUUUUGAGAAACAGGCUUGUCUUGGGCUCCAGAAGCCGGCGCCGCCCCAUGAGAGCAAGAUGGGACCAGGAGGAGCCCUGAGGGGAAGCCACCCCUUGGGCGGGACGGCUCCCCACAAGAUUCAGGCUGUGGGCAAGAGCCAGAAAAGGCAGCUCUGGGAGGAGCGGGCCUCAGGCGACCCCAAGGUAGCCGUUGCUGCUGGGAUCAGCCGUGACGGGGCCUCCUCUGAGACCAACAGCUCUCCGGUGCCCGAAUCGGCCAGCCUGAGAAAAGAGCGGAUCGUGACGCUCUUCCUGAGCCACUGGAAGAAGUCUGCUUACACACCCGCCUUGAAGACCGCAGCCAGGAGGAGCCUGGAGUCCCGCCGGGCUCGGAGGAAGGGGCAGGAGGUGGCCCUGACCGGGGCGGGAGCAGAACAGUCCGACGGCAAGCUGCCCCUGAGAGAAAUCAGCAAGCUGGCUCACUUGCUUCAGCAGAGGAACGCCAUCAAGAACCUCCUCGGCAACUGGAAGGACAUCAUCUCCCACGUUCCGUCCCGGCAGAUCCGGCGCUUGAGCAGACAGCCUGUCACCUACUCUCCCGAGCAGUUCCUGCCUUUUGUGAAUGGGGCCCCCGUCCCUUAUGACGACCUCACCCUGGACCUCUUCAUGCUUGGCUACUUCCACAUCCUGGAACUGGACCUUCCGGCUGAGGAGCGGAAGGCAAGACACCUGCUCUGCUUCGAGGUGUUUGACCACCUGGGUGGACACAGCUGGGAGACAGUGCGGGCCUUCCACCAGGCCGUGGUCGGCGAAAUCGAGGCGGGCCGCAGGGGCUGGACAGACGGUUUUGAGGAUAUCAAGGAGCGGUUCUUUGGUCCCCACAAGGGCCCUGCCCGUGAGAUUGAGCCCGGCCGGAGGCCAGGGGUGACCUCAGGGAAGCCAUCACCCGGGGCUGCAGCCCCAAGUCGCUGCCUGGAACCAAGGGGACACCGGUCAGGGACCUAUUCUGGAUCCAGGGGCUUCAACGGCGAUGACGUCUGUGGGUACAUCAACCGGAGCUUUGCCUUCUGGAAGGAAAAGGAAGCAGAAAUGUUCGACUUCAGAGAGUGAAGUCCAGCUGGAGCCAAAAGGCCCUGCCUGUUAGUCGUUGGCCUUUAAAUAUAAAAGCAAAGCAAAUCUGGGCUUAAACUGGAUAGACGGUGUCUUUUGGUCCCAACGUGAUUAUUCCCAUCAGGAUUUUUCAGGACCAGACAAUGUGAAAAGAUGAACUUAGAAGAACUUUUCUCUCUGUAAUUGCCCUUUGCUGAAUUGGAGAAUAGCAUUUGAGACAUUUUUCCUAUUCUGGUUUUUCCCUUUCCUGCUGGUCCUAAGUAUGUGCUACAAAUUCCAUCUCUCCCCUGAAGGAAUGGGCCCAUGAGCCAUUUUAGCUGCUCGGAAUCAUGCUGAAAUGAAAUCCCAAAAGGCCUAGAAUCAAAUCCCCCUAUGUGAACUGAUCCCUGUGAGUUAUAUACUUCCCAAGCGCUUAGUACAGUGCUCUGCACACAGGAAGAGCUCAAUAACUAUGACAAUGAAUGAAUGAAUGAACGAAUAUGGACCUGUGAAAGCCCAUUUGGAAUUUAGAAACAGAAAAGUGAAUCAGUGAAGCCUUUAGACAUUGAUAUUUGAGGCCUUUUCUGUACAGAAAGAUCUGAUUUUGAAUUUUAAAGGAGGCUUCAUAUAACAAUGUAUCAUCCUUGAAUCAUGUAAAUGCCUUCAUUAGUAUCAAUUGUGUCUAUGCAGGAGUUGUUUUCUACAAACGUUUCCAUUAUAAACCACUGCAGUGAUUAAUUUAA
Tachyglossus aculeatus (Australian echidna) is the source of this 3835-nucleotide messenger RNA. RefSeq names its product espin like (gene ESPNL). Bases 171 to 3113 code for a protein of 980 amino acids. Gene Ontology annotation, biological process: actin filament bundle assembly. The transcript has 9 exons. The record is from RefSeq and is a predicted model, not a curated record. Gene Ontology annotation, molecular function: actin filament binding. NCBI's taxonomy places the organism in Eukaryota, Metazoa, Chordata, Mammalia, Monotremata, Tachyglossidae. Gene Ontology annotation, cellular component: cytoplasm.